AAAUGACAGCUCGUCUUGAGCAAGCCUUCAUAUCCAAGCAGCAAGAGGCUGUCAGCACCACGGAAAGUACGGUUUUGGUCAAUAACUAGGCGUGCUGUUUGUGUUCUUAUAGUUUCGUCUACAACUAUUAAUCCCCAACAUGUCUGCUCCGAAGAAAGGAGACUUGUCUUCAAGCGAAAAGGAGUUGUUUGAGGUUAUCACUGCAGGAAAUGUUCAGGAGGCCUCAAGGCUGCUGGGUUGUAGAGAUGUCCGAGUCAACUGUUUGGAUGAGUAUGGGAUGACUCCUCUCAUGCACGCCGCUUACAAAGGAAAAGCAGACAUGUGCAAACUGCUACUGCAGCAUGGAGCAGAUGUCAACUGCAAUGAGCAUGAGCAUGGAUACACAGCACUGAUGUUUGCUGGCCUGUCAGGAAAGACUGACAUUACAUGGAUGAUGUUGGAUGCAGGGGCGGAAACGGAUGUGGUCAACUCUGUAGGAAGGACCGCCGCACAGAUGGCAGCUUUUGUAGGGCAGCAUGACUGUGUCACAGUGAUCAACAACUUCUUCUCCCGUGCGUGCCUGGAUUAUUACACGAAACCUCAGGGUUUGGAGAAAGAGCCGAAGCUGCCACCCAAACUGGCCGGGCCCCUCCACAAAGUCAUCAUGAGCACCAACCUGAACCCUGUAAAGAUGGUGAUGCUGGUGAAGGAGAACCCCUUACUGGCGGAGGUGGAAGCUCUGGAUAAAUGCCGCCGAGUGAUGGAACUCAUCUGUGAGAAGUGCAUAAAGCAGCAAGACAUGAAUGAGGUGCUGGCCAUGAAGAUGCACUACAUCAGCUGCGUGUUAGGAAAAUGCGCCUCUUUCCUCAAGGACCGUGAAGACCAGCUGGACGGCCUCAUAAAGAGUUUGCUGAAGGGUCGGGACAGUGAUGGUUUCCCUGUGUAUCUGGAGAAGUUUAUCAGAGAGUGCAUCCGCAAGUUCCCUUAUUGUGAUGCAACUUUAUUGCAGCAGCUGGUGCGGAGCAUUGCUCCUGUGGAGAUUGGCAAUGACCCCACAGCUCUGUCAGUGCUGACUCAGGCCAUCACAGGGCAGGUGGGAUUCAUGGACGCAGAAUUCUGCACCUCGUGUGGAGAGAAAGGAGCCGAAAAGAGAUGCUCAAUCUGUAAAAUGGUGAUUUACUGUGGCCAAGCUUGCCAAAAGAUGCACUGGUUCACCCAUAAGAAAGUUUGUAAGAAGCUCCAAGAGCAGAGGGAGAAGCAAGAAGCAGAAACAGCCAAACUGAGGAUGCAGCGGAGCAAAGAACAGAGUAAAGCAGUGGAGGAAGCCACAGACUCCAUGCAAGAGCUCUCAGUGGACACCAACAGUGAGGUCGCUGCCUCAGGCUCUGCAGCAGAAACAUCAGGCUCCACUUCAGUCACAGCUGCUGACAACUGAGGAACAUCUGGACCUUUUCUAGGGUACAUUCAUAUGUCACAGACAGACUGAAAGCCAGACGAAGACUGGUCCAGUUUAUUAUCAACCUGAGGCCAUCUCAAAAGCAGGGAGACGAUACAUUUUUAUAACUUUAUUUUUCAGCUGUCAUUGUGAAUGUGAACUAGGUUGUUCGAGGUAGAAGAGAGGAAUAUAUGAAGAGUUAAAGGUUUGCCUCCAUGUCGGAACAUAAUUCUGCCUUAAACUGUAGCAAACUGUGCAGCAAAGAACAGACUGUGUAGCUGUUGGUGUGUUUGCAAAAUUUUUUUGUUUCAUUUUUUAAUGAUAGCCUCAUGAUAACAUGUCAGUGGAUGGUGUGGCUGCACAACUUGACCAAAAAUGUAUAUUUUAAAAUAUGAAUGGCAUAAACGUGUUUAUUUUUAGUCAAAUGUGAUAUUAUUAAUGCUCAGGACUUCCCAAAAUACAACUAAAUGAAAACAUUUUUCCCCAGCAUUAUGUUGAUAAAGCACUGUAGUAACUCGGUGCAAGAGCACAAAAAUAAAUAAUUAAAUAAAAAAGACCUACUAUUGUUGCAAUAUUUCAUUAAAUGUGCAGUCAGGGAGGACUUGAAAGUCAAAACAUUGUGUCCAGUUAAACUUUGUUUGUCCCGAACGCUGAUGACUUCCAGGAUGUCUGAUAACUUGAUUUUAAUUACAUCAAAUAAAGUCCAACUUCACACAUUUGUCUCGGA
Molecule: messenger RNA, 2141 nt
Organism: Mugil cephalus (flathead mullet)
Lineage: Eukaryota; Metazoa; Chordata; Actinopteri; Mugiliformes; Mugilidae
Gene: ankmy2a
Product: ankyrin repeat and MYND domain containing 2a
Exons: 10
Coding region: 140-1414 (424 amino acids)
Molecular function (GO): protein binding
Source: RefSeq, a predicted model, not a curated record